Messenger RNA from Dicrocoelium dendriticum, 4986 nucleotides. Lineage: Eukaryota; Metazoa; Platyhelminthes; Trematoda; Plagiorchiida; Dicrocoeliidae. The record is from the annotation of a GenBank genome assembly.
GGUUUUGAUUUGCACCCUCGAAAUGCAACGUACUUCACAAAGAUUCGUAGGAGCCCAUUCCCGUGCUGACCAUUGGUUGUGAGCAGCUAGAAGACGGCCAGAAAUUAAAGUACCUGAGCGGGCAUAUCAGCGCCAAUGGAACGGAAGAUGAAAGCACGAACCGUGCAGCGAAAGCUCAAUGCUCUUUCCCAAAUCUCCGCCAUCUGCGGCGUCGGCUUGACAUCACUCUCUCUCUGAAAGGCAGAGUUUACAAUGCAGCCGUCCGCUCAACCCACCAGUAAGGAUCGAAACCUGGCCCAUCGAAUAGACAGACAAAUAGGUUAGUUAAGUUGGAUCCUCGGUGCCUUCGCAACUUAGCUCAGGUCUGACGGGAGCAUCGCGUGAGGAAUAAGUGUGUUCGGCGUCGGGUAUUUGGUGCAGGAAGAGCGACUGAACCGCUCAGCACCGUUUUAUCACGCACUAUGCUCCGUUGGCAGGGUCAAGUUUGCGCAUGCCAGCUCACCGACUCCCGAGACGUGCAUGGCAUGCGCGUUGUGGUAGUGGAUGAAAAAAAUGAGGAGAGGCCAAACGAUAACUUGGUCGAGAGGAAUGAAGUUCCUCACUUCGAAGUUGUCGUCGGUUUGUGUUUCCCGACUGCCUGGCUGGGGACCGUAGGAUGAUGAACACGUUUGGUUGGAUACAUUAGCUGACAUGGUCAGGAGCCAACUUCAAUGGCGUUUGUGCUAUGAGUCUCUUUGUCCCUCCCCGUUUAUCUUCCCCUCCAACAACGACAGCCCAAUACGUAAUGUAAGUUUAGCAUCACAUUAUUGUUGUAGUCUGUAAUGUUUAAUCUCCUACCUUUUGUAUUGCGGCACAAUGGCUGUGGUAGGUUUGUCAUCCUCGGCUAACGUGUACUGACGAUUGAGGAUGAUGAUACGUAAGCUAUCCAUGGUGUAGGCUUAAGGAUAGCCGGCCCGUUGCCGUAAGUAUCUGCCGGCUCGUCGCCUUAAGGAUCACAAGCCUACCUUAUAAUCUGAGAUCGCGGGUUCGAGACUGCGUAGGGGAUCGGGAGACGCUCGCAGUAUCCUCAGCCUACGCGUGACUGGUGGCGGUUGCUCUGCAUUGAAGCGGCGACACUGCGUGCCGACGUACUGCUGAUGCCUCUUUAGGUAUUUGUAAUUAGCAUUAACCAGAACAAGUUGUUAAUCCUUUUGCAUGGUGUCAUGUCCUCAAAACACAUAUUUCCUUAUAGUUACUCUAAAUAUUCCCCGAUGCGCGUUUUCUUUUGUUCACUUAGGUAGAAUUUUCAGUCGCAAUUCAUUUCAUUACCAACUUACGGGACAUGCUAAGCUAGUGCUUUUUCACCCGUCAUAAACCGUCCUUUCAUUGUACUAGCUGAGCUAUUAAACAGCCCAGUCCACCUAAUUGCGCAUUCACAUCCCUUGCAACAGCAACGAUAUCCGAACUGGUAACAUUGCGAAGCAGCGUUGUCUUGGAUCUCUCAUUAGGAAUGACGAGGACUGAGACCUACUCAAUGGUAACUACGCCGUUGUUUAGAGGUGACGAAACACGAAAUCCAUUCUGAAUGCAAAACCAAACAAGGCAAAUAGAUGAUAGCAGAAAGUGGGAUGUUCCCAUCAUUUUGCAUCUCUCAGGCUCUAGGAACAACGAUCCCGAUUUCCUAAGAUGGAAGGUAGUCUGAGUAGUCAGCCAUACUUUGGUACAGUGGAACCGGACAAGAGACUGUAAGUCGGAAAUCGCAAAAAAUAGUUGUGAUAGGCUUUACACCCGGUAUAGAAUAGAUGAGAUAUGACAGACAGUGCAACAAGGAUGAAGAGAAUUUCGACCAACUGGCAUUGAAGAGAAAGCUCAUGCUGCGGUGAUAUGUUGCCGGUAGUUGACACGUCAUGGUUAGAGAAUGCAUAUCAGCCUUGUCGGCUACCGAGUUUUGCCCUCACGUGUAUUGUAAGGGCUGUAAAUCAACAUCACAGUUCGGUCCUGGUUGCCAUGAAUACACAGCAAACAAAAAGGAUAAGCGGCAUUGGUGCAUCUCAUGAUAUUGUUUAGAAGCGAAUCCGUUAACCCAUAUCCAAUAAGGUCCCGUUCACAAAAUCCCACUUCUGUUGAAUCAGUACAAUGAAUGUUCCUUUUAGGCUUUUGACGGGAGCUGUGCUGGGGCAGUACUUGUGGUAUAUCAACACUUGACUAGUAUCAGAAUAUUGUGGUAAAAUGUACAGCGAAAUCUGGCGACUGAACGAUGAUUAGUUCAUUUGCCGACCAAUCGACUGUACUAUAAUUCCUUCAAAAAAUUGUUUCCUAAUGUACAUACCGCCGGAAUACAAAACCCAUUUAGUCGUGUUAACGAAUUCCUCCCGUCUUCUUUUACUUAUUGAAAGUGGCAGGCUCGUCAGGAAAACCAACGGAUGUGAGGGCAGAACUGCCACGAGCGAUGGACAUGCACAGCGGGCAAGGGAUACAAUACUUGGAGAUCUUAACUUCAAGCAACAGUAAUGCAACGGUAACCAGUGUUCGCCCCAAAACAAACCCUCCGCUGUCGUAUGUGAGAUGCGACGCUUCAAACUACUUGAAUAUUACCAUCACAGGAUCAGAGCUAGAACGUCACCUGGAAAUAGGAAUUUUUGGAAUACAACUUAGAACGAUACCACUUCCAAGAUAUAAAACCUAUGAUUUCAUUUGUGGGAAUCAGCAUGUACUAUUACCAGUAAUGCAGCGACAAUCCAGAGCUGGCGCAUGUGGACCUGAAACGAACCACCCAAUGAAAGUGCUCAUCUCCAAAGUCGAGCAAGUUAGACCAAAGCGAGAGCCAAUUCAGCAAUUAUUCGCCGGGAAUGCUGCGUGUAUUGGAGUGGCAAGUUCGAUUAAACCACAAGUAUCUUUGGUGCAAUCCGUACAUUAUCAACUGAUCCAUUUUAUGCAUAAUCAAGUGAACGAGCUCACACGGUAUUUGGAGGUACCGAGGAUUUCACAACGCCGCGCCAAGACCAUAGAGUACUGUGCAGUGUGCAUGGAAGAACAAACGUCAGUCGUGAGUUACAUAACGAAGGAAUCCCCACAGCCUACCAGGUCGAGGAUAGUUUUCCAGAGACUGAUAAAUACCGAAAAUAGGGCAUUCAACUUGCAAGGACCGGCUAUCUUCUUUGCAGAAUCAUUCCAACAGAUAACCCCAAAACCAAGUUUCACGAGUACAUCUGCUGAGCUGUUUGCUUGCCGCAGAGCUGUGAAAUUGCGCAACGCUACUGAAAUCCGAUGCGGUGGAGCGACUGCUGGUUUGUACCAUAGUGUGAAUAUUGGUAGUGAUUGGAAGCAUAAACAAAAUCAACCACAUAACUUGGGGAAAAGAUUAAGUUCCACAAUUAAGGUAAUCAAUCGGGCUCUUAAGGCUUUCUUCAUAAGGGACAUGUUACUAAAGCGGCCUCAUGGUAUGAAACGGAUGGACACAGCAAACACGUCAAUGACAACCAGAGAUGAACAAAAGCUGAUUGUCAAGGAAGGUACCUACAAAAUGAACACAACGAGAACAGAUGAAGAGGAAAUCGAAAACUUUCAGUCAACUUUUAAUCCGACGAGAGCGAUGCGGAAAACCGUGUACCACAAAGAUGCAAAAGCCAUGGUCUGCAUCAAUCAAUUUUUACUGCAUGACUCACAACCGGUCUACAGGUCAGUUGCAAUCGCUGCGCUGACCGACUACACAGGCCAGGAUGCGUUCAGAAUUAAGAAAAUGGGAGGACAGAGAAACCCUAGAUUGCCAUUGGAAAGAAUCACACCUGCCAGCCGUACCAGGGGAAGAAUUGAAAUUCCAGCGCAGCGGGAAUUCGCGGAAAGCACCAAACGUUGCACAGAUCAACCAGUUCCUAGACAGCAAGUUGACUCUCAUUGGUCCAAACAUUGGAGAAAUAUGUCUAUAGCACAAGAAACGGUGUGGGAGGGGAAUAAGUGCAACCACGAAGAAAGCGGCUUUUCCGAAAUGAUCGUUGUGCGAAGUUCACCUUCGAUUUACCUCAAAGUGGAGGUUUUGCAGGGAUUGCCUGAUAAACACAGCUCCAAUCUACCACGAGGGAAAACAGAAGUAGGUCAAUGCAGCACACCAGGGGAACGAACGUUGCACGAGUCGUGGGAUGCAUCGGCCAACGCAGCGUGUCUGAGAGCUCCACUCCUAAUUGGAUUAAACUACGAAAUGGCCAAAUUAAACGGAGAAAAUAUUAACAGUAUGGAGUCCGUGGACAUGGAAUCCUCAACUGAGUUAUCCAUUUCUAUCACAGAUACGAGGACCGCAAGCACAGAAGAAGUUUUUGAGACGACAAAAAGUUACGGUGAAUACAGCGUUCCCAUCACCAGUUCAACUUACGAGUCUAAAGUCCGGGUGAGUUCCGGUGAUAAAGAAACUUCGAGGCUUAAAAAGACAGAGCGCCUGUUUGUUAUGGAACGACAACCUCAAAUGAGUUACCAAAAACAACGUCGACAUCAGGUUGAAUCAUCAGUAAAGGCAAGCAGAACAAGAGCUGGCGGACUAAAGGGUGUUCGAAAGCUCAGUAAUGUGAGUCUCGAGGCCCGGUAUAAUACAAUCCCAAAAGAGGUCGUCGGAACGGAGUUGGAAACGGGAACAAGAGUAAAAGAGACUGAAAAUGGAAGUAAGCAAGCAAACCAGUGCAGUGAACGCGGUGAAGGAAUGAGUGCCUCACCUCCUCUAGAAUGCGGCUGGAAAUACUCGGCAAUUGCUUAUGUGGAAAUGGGCUCGUCCGAGAAUUCAUGUACGGAAUCACAUUAUGUAUGCGACUCCGCUUUUAACUCAGUGAGUCGAAGAACAAAAGUAGGACGGAUGCCAUCCUCUCAAAAUCUUCGAACCCAUCUCCAAUGUCACUCAAUAGCUGUUAUGCAAAAAAAUAAAGGUUCGAACUGAGGAAAAUGGCAUGAGACAUCCAAUCCGUCAGUAUUAAAUGCGAAGAUGCUGGGAUGUGGGUCAAGGAAAGAAUACAGAGUAUGCAAUUG